Amblyraja radiata (thorny skate) is the source of this 534-nucleotide messenger RNA. Its product is annotated as gamma-crystallin M2-like. Gene Ontology annotation, molecular function: structural constituent of eye lens. Gene Ontology annotation, biological process: lens development in camera-type eye; visual perception. The transcript is spliced from 4 exons. The record is from RefSeq and is a predicted model, not a curated record. Lineage: Eukaryota; Metazoa; Chordata; Chondrichthyes; Rajiformes; Rajidae. Bases 1 to 534 code for a protein of 177 amino acids.
AUGGGAAAGAUAAUCUUUUUUGAGGACAAAAACUUCCAGGGCCAGUGUUAUGAGUGUAACACUGACUGCCCAGAUCUGCACGCCUUCUUUAGCAGAUGCAACUCCAUCCGUGUGGAGGGUGGAAACUGGGCGCUCUACGAGAAAACAAAUUAUGUUGGGUACCAAUACAUUCUGACCAGGGGGGAAUACCCAGACUAUCAACACUGGAAUGGAUACAGUGACAGCAUUAAAUCAUGUCAAAUGUUCCCGAUGUUAGGGACUCCUGGUGGUUUAUUCAAAAUUAGAAUUUAUGAAAGGCCAGAAUUUGGUGGACAGAUGAUGGAAUUGACUGAAGAUUGCUCCUCCAUCCACGAUCGUUUUCCGUACCGUGAAGUCCAAUCGAGCCAAGUGCUGGAUGGCUCCUGGGUUUUCUACGAGCACCCGAACUUCAGAGGGAGGCAGUACCUGCUGGAGAGAGGAGAGUACAGGCGCUUCUCUGACUGGGGUGCAAGCUUUCCCACUGUGGGAUCCUGCCGUCGUAUUACAGAGUUGUAG